UAAAUGUUAAAUAACCAAUAACUCCAUUUCUUUAAGAUAUAAUGCAUAGUUAAGUAAGACAAGAAGACCAUUACAAAGGAGGAAAAUAAUAAAGAAACCCAUUUUUCCCUGCAAUGAAGAAAAAUAUACAAUCAAUUUUGAAGUUGAGGUAUCUCUCCUCCAGAAGCUGGAGGAUAUGGUUUUCAAGCAGGUAGAUCUGAACAAAGAGAUCUUGAGGAAGAAUGAGUAUCAUUUGGAGCAGUCAGUUGAUGAUCUCUAUGGUGUUGCUGAGUGGGAUCCUAUCCUUGAAGAGCUAAAGGAGAUGGGUUUUUGUGACAAGGAAAUGAACAAGAAGCUGCUUAAGAAGAACAGCGGAAGCAUCAAGCGUAUUGUCAUGGAUCUUAUUGCUGGAGAGCAGUAGGACAUAAAUAUACUUGUCCUAUCGUGUGAUGGAUAGUUUGGUGUGAAUAAAUGGUAGGAUGCUACUGCGUCUACUAUGUUUUGGCUACUGUUCGUCGAUUAUGAUUUGACAAACUCCUUUAAGUUAUGUAUUUACUUGAACUAGCUAUGUAAUAUAACACUAUGAUACUAGUCGUAUCUGGAAACAUGUGGUAUGCAAAAUUUAAUGAAUAUGAAUGUUUUUUUUCCUAAUAGCCACCAAGAGAAUUUUACCUUCUUGUUAAAAAGAGUUAGGCAUAUAUCCAACUCUAUGUAUUCGUAUUGCGUGGUCUUUGCUACUUCUGCCCUAGGCCCUUGCCUACAGGUCAUUCUCAAAUCAAGGUAGAAAGAAAGGAAUUAAUCACACAACUCUUCUACUAUCUUAAAAUAAUUAUACCACACAUGCUUGAAAUAAAAUAGACUAAUUUUGCCUUUGUUUAAAAAGAUGAGAAACAUUAGGGUGAUAGUUUACUGAGUUAAUAUCUCCCAUGAACACUCGACUAAGGAAUUGUAUCAUAGAAAAUUACUCAAUUUUCAUUUUUACUUCAAAAGUCAUUCAACUAUAAAUGUUUGACUCACGAAACAUGUUCAUACCAAAUAAUAUGUAUUGUGAUCAUAUCUUACAUCCAUCAAAUACUACAUAAUCUGUAGAUGUAAAAGGAAUAAUUUUUCCCUCAUAUCUACAAUGUCCUCUAUUCUUAUUCACUACACUAGUCCAAUUUAAUUGCCCUUGAUAUCUCUUAUCUCUAUGUCUAGUUGAGUCAGGAAGGAUUCACAAUGCUCUUUCAAAACUUAACUAAAUUAGACAUAUUUUUCUUUUUAAAGUAAAAAUCUUAUCCAACAUACAAUGAAUGUAUCAUUCUCUUCUUAUUUGAGAUAUUUUGAUCUUGUAGAAACUAACUUGCAAGGAGACUUGCCAAAAACCAUUUUCCUCCUACCCAAAUUGAAAACUCUCAAACUGUCAGAGGAUAAUUUCAUAAAACCACGCCAACUCCAAAACAGUAAAAGGAAGGAGAGAAGGUAAGUAAAAGUGAGGAAAGACACACAAGUUAGGACCAGCACAGAGCAUCUAUCUGCUUUCUCCCCUGCUCAUACUCAAAUUCAUUCAAAGUAAUGCAUUAUAAACAAGAUGUACUU
Messenger RNA from Solanum tuberosum (potato), 1554 nucleotides. RefSeq names its product protein NBR1 homolog. Gene Ontology annotation, molecular function: protein binding. The record is from RefSeq and is a predicted model, not a curated record. The transcript has 2 exons. NCBI's taxonomy places the organism in Eukaryota, Viridiplantae, Streptophyta, Magnoliopsida, Solanales, Solanaceae. The coding region runs from base 176 to 400 and encodes 74 amino acids.